Penicillium arizonense is the source of this 567-nucleotide messenger RNA. RefSeq lists its product as uncharacterized. NCBI's taxonomy places the organism in Eukaryota, Fungi, Ascomycota, Eurotiomycetes, Eurotiales, Aspergillaceae. The coding region runs from base 1 to 567 and encodes 188 amino acids. The record is from RefSeq and is a predicted model, not a curated record. The transcript has 2 exons.
AUGAAAUCAACAUCGUUGACAUCAGGCAAAACUACCGAGCCCAGUGGAACCGGCACUCCAGGUCGCGGCACAUCAUGUGAGCCUUUCUGUGAUUCAAACUGCCCAGCAUGCCCCCCUGGGUUCGGUAUCGAUACCAGCAGUGGCGAUGGCGGUAGCGGCGGAGGUAGCAAUGGAGACGGUAGCAGCUCUGCUAGCGAUUCGACUACGUCAACUUCCACCUCGACUUCAACCGAGUCGAGCACGAAGACAGCCGCUGGUGGUGCUGAUUUCACUGAAUGUAGCUUCCCCACUACAACAGAAGGUAGUAGUGUCCUUGAUGCCUUGAGCUCCUCUCUAAGUUCCAUCUGGUACUCCGAAAUUGCUACUAUAGCGACAUCGACGUCGACUACCGAGUCAAGCACAACAACCUCGGGACCUACCAGCACUACAAGCAAGAGCUCCACUACCACAGCUCCACCCGCAACUACGCUGGGCGUUGAAGUGUAUGUAGUUCUGGACGACCCAUUUGGCGGCUUUGAUAACUACUGGGGCGCCAUCGAUUACACAUUGCCUAACCCAGGAAAGUAG